Messenger RNA from Thyridium curvatum, 1452 nucleotides. RefSeq lists its product as uncharacterized. The transcript has 2 exons. Lineage: Eukaryota; Fungi; Ascomycota; Sordariomycetes; Thyridiales; Thyridiaceae. The coding region runs from base 1 to 1452 and encodes 483 amino acids. The record is from RefSeq and is a predicted model, not a curated record. Gene Ontology annotation, molecular function: nicotinate phosphoribosyltransferase activity. Gene Ontology annotation, biological process: NAD+ biosynthetic process.
AUGGCUUUUAACAGUUCAUCGCCCUAUCCGGAGGGCGUCAUCUCCUUCCUGGACACCGAUCUGUACAAGUUGACUAUGCAAUGCGCUGUCCUCAAGUAUUACAGGGAUGUGCCAGUGACGUAUGCCUACACAAAUCGCACCCCAGAGAAGAAGCUCUCACGCACCGCCUACCUCUGGCUCGCCGACCAGAUCAGGAAGCUGGGAAACAUUUCUCUGUCGACCGAAGAGCUGCAGUUCUUGCAGCGACACUGCGACUACCUCACGCCCGAGUACCUGGAUUUCCUCAAGGACUUCAGGCUCAACCCCAGAGACCAGGUGGAGAUCACCUUCAUCCCGGUCGGCCAAGACACCGGCGCUGGUACCGACAUUGGCGAUGUCGACAUCCAGAUCAAGGGCACCUGGGUCGACACCAUUUUGUACGAGAUUCCGAUUCUCGCCCUGACCUCAGAAGCCUACUUCAAGUUCAUGGAUACGGACUGGUCCUAUGAAGGGCAACAAGAGCGCGCCUUUGAGAAGGGCAUGAAGCUCCUCGAGGCUGGCUGCGUGUUCUCCGAGUUUGGCACCAGACGGCGCCGGGAUUACCACACCCAAGCUCUCGUUUUCAGAGGGCUCGUACAGGCAAGCAAGGAGGCAGAGAAGCGUGGUCUGACUGGGGGCAAGCUCUCGGGCACCAGCAACGUCCACCUAGCGAUGCGCUUCAACAUCCCGCCCGUCGGCACCGUCGCCCACGAGUGGUUCAUGGGCAUCGCCGCCAUCACGGACAACUACACCAUGGCGUCGGAGGAGGCCCUCUGCCGCUGGGUCAACUGCUUCGGGGAGGGCGUGCUCGGCAUCGCCCUAACGGACACCUUUGGCACGCCCGAGUUCCUCAAGGCCUUCAGCAAGCCCGUCAAGACCCUGGGCGACGCGCCCAAGGUGGUCAAGAAGCACGGCUCGAUAGCAGACACCUUCAUCGCCGCCGAGGGCGCCGAGCCGGUCACGCACGACGGGUCGCACAAGACUAUAAGCUACGCCCAGUGCUUCACGGGCGUGCGUCAGGACUCGGGCGACCCGACCCAGUUUGUCAAGACUAUGCGCGACUUCUACGACGCCAACGGCAUCAAGGACAAGAAGGUCAUUGUGUUCUCGGACUCACUCAACAUAGACCGCUGCCUAGAGUACAAGAAGGUAUCGGAGGAGGCCGGCUUCCAGCCAACUUUCGGUGUUGGCACUUUUCUCACCAACGACUUUAUCCAACUCUCGACGGGCAAGAAGUCCGUGCCCCUCAACAUUGUGAUCAAGUUGAGCUCUGCUCAUGGACGGCCAGCCGUCAAGAUCAGCGACAACAUUGGCAAGAACACUGGCGAUUCUGCCACUGUGAAGAGAGUCAAAGAGGAGCUGGGCUAUGUCGAGAAGUCGUGGGAAGGCGGCGAUGAGACUUCAAGAUGGGGCAAGGAGGGUGAUGCCGCAUAG